Lodderomyces elongisporus is the source of this 1404-nucleotide messenger RNA. RefSeq names its product GTPase-activating protein (gene RGS2). The record is from RefSeq and is a predicted model, not a curated record. Bases 1 to 1404 code for a protein of 467 amino acids. NCBI's taxonomy places the organism in Eukaryota, Fungi, Ascomycota, Pichiomycetes, Serinales, Debaryomycetaceae. The transcript has a single exon.
AUGGAGAGCUCAGUACGGAAUAAAUCAAAUACCAUCAGCACUAUUAAUACAAUAAACACGACAUUUACACCAAAUAGACGAAUACCUAAUAACUACUACACACACUACAAUGACUUUAACAACCAAUUGCAAACACCCAAAUCAGCAACAUUACCAUCCUCACCCCCAUCAGACUUGUUAUCACAACACCCUGCAACCACUCCAAAUUUAUCUCUAAGAGAUAUCCCUACCUUGCAAGAUGUGAUUAUGAAUACUAAAUUUAAAGAUCAAUAUGAUGAAAAUAGUGAAUGUGAAGAUGAAUAUAUCAACUUGCACUCAUUUACCAAACACCUCACUCAGAUCCACUGCCAAGAAAACCUAGAAUUUAUAUUGGACAUUGACAAGUACUUGGUUUCACAAAAUAUAGAAUUAUGGCACGCCAUAUACCUGAAGUACCUCACACUGGACUCCAUCGACGAGAUCAACUUGCCUGCACACCUCACUAUCCAACUACACUAUGCACAAUUACCAUCACUCGAAUUGACCCACAAGUGCAGAAACUACAUCAAGAAUGAAAUACUACAAAGCCUAUACAAUGAAUAUGUACGAAAAGUUUUAAAACAACUGCCAAGUAUAUACCAAAAAAAAGAGAGAAGAGGAACUAGCAGUGAAGGCGGAGACAAAGGAGAAGGAGGAGAACGAGCAGCAGCAGCUACUACUAAUACUAGUAAUACUCACUUGAGACCAAUCAAUUGCGUAUUGCAAAAUGGUAUUGAUAACGAUUGUAAUACAAACACUACUCCUUCUUCCUCCUCCUCCUUAUGGUGUUGCAUGCAUCAACCACUGUUGCAAAGAGAAUUGUGCAGAACACAACACCAUAUACAAACAUUGAAAGAAAAUGGACAAGAUGUCGAUCUUCGAAAUAUGACAUUGACACCCCCACUAUCACCACCACCACCACCACUCCUAAUACCCCAAUCAUCAUCAUCAUCAUCAUCACAGCAGCAGCAGCAGCAACAACAACAACAGGAAAAGGAGAGUUUACACCGUAGUAAUGAUGUUGAUCAAGAUCAUGAUCACCAUCAUCAUCACCCACAGCGUCGUCAACACAUACACACAGCAUAUAUUGGAUACGACUACUACUCGAUCCCACAAACAGAAGAAGACCAACUCGUUUCUUCUUCAGGCUCCUCUUCAGACAACUUGCAUGCUAUAGAUACACAGGAAGAUGAGAUUAUGGAUAUACAGCCAAAGAGAAGAUCGUUUAGCUUUAAAGCCCCUCACCCAGGAAGCCAAGGAACUACACCAUCUACACUGAUGUCCAGAGGCGGAUCAAUCACCAGCUCAAUUGUUGACAAUUCUGUACAAUACUUUAAUAACAAGAUGAAAAAAUUUAGAAUCCGAAGAAGCAGCCAAGAAGAGUAA